UUCAGUUUCCCGAACGCGAGCGGAAGUGUGUGCUUGUGGCUGAGGCCUCUGCCGGAGCAGCCUCCCCGGCAUCGCCGCGUUCUGGGGGCGGAGCCGCUGAGCACCGCUUCAAAAGGCGCGGGCAGCCGAUUUGAGUCCGAGGAAGGAUGGUCACCGAGGAAGGAAAACAUUGGCGCGAUGCACGCAGGCCGCCGCUGCUCUUCGUUGUCUUUCCGAGUUGGUUUUGUUUGUUUUUAUAUAACACAGCUGCAGUGACUCCACACCGAGUAUCCUGCAACCCAGUUGGACCCUCAUUUGGAUCCUCUUCCUGCUGGCAAUCCCCUGAUGAAGAUCGAAGUCGUUGAAGUCCUCACACUGAACCAAGAGGUAGCCCGUCCCCGAAACGCCCAGAUACGGGCCCUCUAUGCUGAAGAUGAGGGCCUGAGCCUAGAUGUGCCUGGGGAGCCCACUCAGCAGCUAGGCAAGCAUCCAGGUGACCCUGAGGCUGCACGCCAGAGGUUCCGGGGCUUUUCCUUCGAGAAGGUGGCAGGGCCCAGAGAGGCCCUAGCCCGGCUGCGGGAGCUGUGCCGCCAGUGGUUGCAGCCAGAGGCGCACUCCAAGGAACAGAUGCUGGAGCUCCUGGUGCUAGAGCAGUUCCUAGGCGCACUGCCCAGGAAGCUCCGGAUGUGGGUGGAGUCGCAGCACCCAGUGGACUGCCAGGAGACAGUGGCCCUGGUGGAGGAUGUAACCUGGAUAUCUGAGGAGGAAGCAUCACCCUCCCAGGGCCCCACCAGCUCUCUCCAGACCACAACUCCUCAGGAAGAGAAGGAAGAGAACAUGACCACCUGGCCAGUGAAGGCACUGCCUGAGGAACCAGUGACCUUCCUGGAUGUGGCUGUGGACUUCAGCAAGGAAGAAUGGGGGCUACUGGACCCCAUGCAGAGAACUGAGUACCAUGACGUGAUGCUGGAAACCUUUGGACACCUGGUCUCCGUGGGGUGGGAGACUACACUGGAAAGUAAAGAGUUAACUCCAAAGUCUGAUGUUCCUGAGAAGGAACCAGCCCAUGACCUGAAAUUGGAAAAAUUCUCAAGGAAUGACACCAGGUCCCCUACCUCAAGAGAUGUCUUACAGGGUGAGGCCCCGGAAGUCUUGGACACAGCACAGAGGCAGGUGGGGCCAACUCAGGAAGAAACCCUCCCUCAGAAAAGUCCCCAAUCCCAGGCAAACACUGGCCUUGUCACAAGCCAUAUUUCACUCCAGAAAACUCUCCCUAGGAAACGCUUGCGCAAGCGUGGCUCACGGGUUAAGAAGGUGACACGUGGUCCAUGUGUAAAAAUUCAUCAGAAGGGCCACAAAGGAGAAAAAGCCAGGGAAAAUACUAGUUGUGGGAGAGCCUUCAGCCGGAGCACUCAGCAGAUUACAUUCACAAGAAUCCACAAAGGGAGCCAAGUUUGCCGAUGCAGUGAGUGUGGCAAAACUUUCCGGAACCCAAGAUACUUCUCUGUACAUAAAAAAAUCCACACAGGAGAGAAGCCUUACGUGUGUCAGGACUGUGGGAAAGCAUUUGUUCAGAGCUCCUCCCUCACACAGCAUCAGAGAGUACACACUGGAGAGAGACCAUUUGAGUGUCAUGAGUGCGGGCGGACCUUCAAUGACCGCUCGGCCAUCUCCCAGCACCUGCGGACUCACACUGGAGCCAAGCCCUACCAGUGUCAGGACUGCGGGAAAGCCUUCCGCCAGAGUUCCCAUCUUAUUAGGCACCAGAGAACGCACACUGGGGAGCGCCCCUACAUGUGCAACAAAUGUGGAAAGGCCUUCACGCAGAGCUCCCACCUCAUUGGGCAUCAGAAGACACACGGUGGGGUGAAAUACAAGAAGAAACAACCUACCUCAUAGCCCUCCAGCUGAGCCGGUUGAAGAACAUUGCCUUUUCAGCCUUAUCCUGCAAACUGCAAAGUAACCUGAAUGGGCCUGGUUGGCAUUCAGAACUGAAUGUGAAAAGCAGCAUUGAGUGAUGAUGUUCUGAAGACCAAAGGACAACCAGGGAUAACACCCUGCACAUGAGGAAAUAAAACUGCUGGGGGGUUGUUGCUAAUGAACAUAAGUUGGAAAAAUAUUUAAUUUUUCACUCACUUAAUUUGCUUUUAUAAUUUGCUCAUUUGGUCAUUAAAAAUGAUACUAGUGAAACCUGAAAAAUGCUUUUAAUAUAAAUUUAAAAAGCCAGGUACCAAAAAGUCUGUGCACUGAUAUAUUUGUGGUAAAGUAUUUAUGCAUAUGGUCAAGGACUAAGAAAGAACAAGGAUAAAUAAACUAUAUUUCUGUGA
Messenger RNA from Nyctereutes procyonoides (raccoon dog), 2306 nucleotides. RefSeq names its product neurotrophin receptor-interacting factor homolog. Gene Ontology annotation, molecular function: RNA polymerase II cis-regulatory region sequence-specific DNA binding; DNA-binding transcription factor activity, RNA polymerase II-specific. The transcript has a single exon. Lineage: Eukaryota; Metazoa; Chordata; Mammalia; Carnivora; Canidae. The record is from RefSeq and is a predicted model, not a curated record. Gene Ontology annotation, biological process: regulation of transcription by RNA polymerase II. Bases 325 to 1878 code for a protein of 517 amino acids.